Molecule: messenger RNA, 1190 nt
Organism: Daktulosphaira vitifoliae (grape phylloxera)
Lineage: Eukaryota; Metazoa; Arthropoda; Insecta; Hemiptera; Phylloxeridae
Product: 3-hydroxyisobutyrate dehydrogenase, mitochondrial-like
Exons: 7
Coding region: 71-1057 (328 amino acids)
Biological process (GO): L-valine catabolic process
Cellular component (GO): mitochondrion
Molecular function (GO): 3-hydroxyisobutyrate dehydrogenase activity; NADP binding; NAD binding
Source: RefSeq, a predicted model, not a curated record
UCCCACCGAUUUAUUAUAGUUCUAAUUACAUGAAAGAUUAGUAAGUCAGUAACGUCUUUCGUCAACAAAGAUGAAGGUGCUUUCCGGAACGAGAAAUUCGGCUGUUCGCUGUUUACUGUUAUAUCACCAACAAACCGCGUCCAGUAAAAUUUACAAGCGAUGGAAAUCCAACGUCGUCGGAUUUAUUGGUCUAGGAAAUAUGGGUAUUCCAAUGGCCAAAAACUUAUUGAAAAAUGGCUAUCAAUUAUUUGGUUAUGAUAUAAGUGCCAAUAGAAUGGAAAUAUUUCGACAAGAAUCACAUGGAUCAGCCCAAACUGGGAAUACUCUUCAAGAAGUGGUUGCUAAUACUGAAGCAGUAGUCACAAUGUUACCUGAAUGUACUCAUGUCCUUUCAGCAUAUUCUGUUUUACUUGAAUCACCAAAAAAAAAUCAAGUUUUUAUUGACUGCAGUACAAUCAGUCCGGACACAUCUAAAAAAGUAGCAGAAAUGGUUGAGAGUAAAGGAUGCAAGUUUUUAGGAGCUCCUGUUUCAGGAGGAGUAGUUGGUGCUGUUAAUGGCACACUUACCUUUAUGGUUGGCGGAGAUAAAGAUACUCUUGUAGCCCAUCAAUGUUUAUUUAAUGCUAUGGGUUCAAGAACUAUUUAUUGUGGAAAUCAUGGAUCAGGUCUAAUUGCCAAAAUAUGUAACAAUAUGAUUCUAGGAAUGUCUACUGUAGCUGUGGCUGAAGCCAUGAAUUUAGGCAUAAAAUUGGGACUAGACCCUAAGCUUUUUGCAUCAGUGAUCAAUACUAGCUCAGGUAGAUGUUGGGCAUCUGAAGUAAACAAUCCUGUACCAGGAGCUCUCGAAAAUAAUUGCCCAAGCAACAAUGAAUAUAAAAAUGGGUUUAAAGCUGAUUUACUAUUAAAAGACAUGAACCUAGGAAAAACUCUAGCAAAUAAUUCACAUGUACCAAUACCAUUAACUGACAAGACAGUAGAGAUGUAUAAUGCUUUGUCAUCAAAAGGAUUGGGCGAUAAAGAUUUUUCAGUUGUCUACAAAUAUUUAAAGGAUUUAUAAAUUUGAAUUUUAAUCCAGAGCAUUUACAUAAAAUAAACAGAAAAAAAGCAAAUUACAAUCAAUUUAUUUUAAUUAUUUUUUAUUGUACAUACACAUAAUACAAAUAAAACAUUGUUAUAGUCUACUAGUUAAA